Trichobilharzia regenti is the source of this 1173-nucleotide messenger RNA. Lineage: Eukaryota; Metazoa; Platyhelminthes; Trematoda; Strigeidida; Schistosomatidae. The record is from the annotation of a GenBank genome assembly.
AUGGAAAAUAUAUCGAACAAAAUAUCUCCCCUAUUUAACAGACUUUUCAGUAACCAGUUAUUCGACCGUAUAAUAAGCGGUGACGACCAUGUUAACAGUUCAGCUAAUACUCAUCAUGACAAUAAUUCUCAUGAAACUUCUACUAAAAAUGAAUACCAGAAGAAUCCUACAUCUGGUAUACCAGAUUUUCAGUAUCACACACAAAGUAGAUAUUUACAAGGACGACAUCUGGGUAGAUUGAAUCCAUCUCUGUAUUUGAGUGAAGAAACAGAAGACCUUUAUGAAAUCCAACCUGGACAUAUAGGCAGAGUGUGGUUUUCAGUCAGUUAUAAUAAAAGAAUGGAGUUACUUAAAGUUACUAUCCAUAAAGCUAGAAAUUUACGUCAGAUGAGCAUAAAUUCAAAAUCACAGUAUGUUGGAUCCUCAUCUGUUCAAUCAGGUACAUUCUCAGAAGAACACGCUACAGUUGACUAUAGAGUAAAGGUUUUUAUUGAACAAGCAGAAAAGAAAUGCCAUGUGACUGCAAUUAAGAAACACACUAUCAAUCCAGACUUCAAUGAAAGUUUUUGUUUUCAAAUAGCACCACACAGCAUAAGUCAGAAAUCAUUAAACUUACAUGUGCUAAGUACUGACCGAAGACGGCGAUGCAUUCUGAUUGGUAGAGCAACAUUUACCUUGGAUCAACUAAUAAGUUCAGAAAAGGAGGAUGACAAUAAGACACUUAGGAUUUAUCGAGACCUGGAAAUAGAUUUUGAAAAUCCUGCUACCGCUUAUCCCCAACUAUUCGUUGCUCUCACAUACUUCCCGUCAACAGAACGACUAAUAGUCGGUUUAUUCGAAUGUAGAAAUUUGCCGUUGCGAGAGAAUGAUAUCUACGCUAAAGUUACAGUAUGCCAAGGAAUACAAGGUAAAGAGUUGAAAGCUAAACGAACUGAAGCACUAGGAUCAAAAGAAGGUUUCAAUGAAUCUUUUGUUUUCCAGAAAAUAUCAGACCCAUCCAGUAUAAAUGUCAGGAUUACCCUUAUACAACACGGAUUUAUCGAUAAGCAACUUGGUUUUGUUGUUCUUGGAGGUGAAAUGGUUUCCAAAGGUCGUGGUGUUGAUCACUGGAGAUCGAUGAUUGAAAGACCUGAGGAACAAGUCGGCGAGUGGCAGGAAAUACAGAUGUAUUAG